AUGGUGAUCCAUCGAUCAAUUGUAGUGAAAUUUUUACUUUUUCUCCAGAAUACGUUCCUGAAAGGUGGCUAUUACAAGUAUGUUCUGGGUGAUAAAGUUGUCGUAUUGGCGUUGAAUACCAAUCUCUACUACCGUUUCAAUCGUGCAAUUCCGAACUUCACAAAUCCAGAUGACCCGGCGGAUCAAUUCCAAUUCAUGAUCGAUACAUUGAAGGAUGCUCGCGCUAAGCAGCUUUCCGUUCAUGUUAUUGCGCACAUUGCUCCUGGAGGUAAUGAGUUGGUAUUCUACAAUCACAUUCUGAAGAAUUCAUGA
Molecule: messenger RNA, 312 nt
Organism: Anisakis simplex (herring worm)
Lineage: Eukaryota; Metazoa; Nematoda; Chromadorea; Rhabditida; Anisakidae
Source: the annotation of a GenBank genome assembly